Messenger RNA from Sphaerulina musiva SO2202, 763 nucleotides. Its product is annotated as dolichol phosphate-mannose biosynthesis regulatory. Gene Ontology annotation, biological process: GPI anchor biosynthetic process. Gene Ontology annotation, molecular function: enzyme regulator activity. Bases 68 to 355 code for a protein of 95 amino acids. NCBI's taxonomy places the organism in Eukaryota, Fungi, Ascomycota, Dothideomycetes, Mycosphaerellales, Mycosphaerellaceae. The transcript is spliced from 3 exons. The record is from RefSeq and is a predicted model, not a curated record. Gene Ontology annotation, cellular component: dolichol-phosphate-mannose synthase complex; endoplasmic reticulum membrane.
CUACUGUUCGCUCAUAAUCACAAACACCUUCACACGCUCCUUGGAAUAUAUUGUGUAGACGAGGAAUAUGGCCUCCAACACGCUGCUUGAUCGCCUCGUCGGACUCGCCAUGCUUGUCCUCGCUUCGACCGUCUUCCUCUACUACACCAUCUGGACACUACUCAUGCCAUUCGUCGACGACUCGCACCCAAUCCAACAACUCUUUCCCCCUCGCGUCUGGGCCAUUCGCAUUCCCGUCAUCCUCCUCCUUGUCGGCGGUGCUGUCGUGGGCAGUUUCCUGAGCGUGGUCAUGAUCAAGAGCAAUAAGAAGAAGGCGCUCAAGGCCAAGAAAGCUGCUGCGGCGAAGGUGCAAUAGACUGAAUUCUGGGUGGGCACAAAAAAAGGGGGGGAAAGCGUAGGCGUCAAAGGGCUUUUCGGGAACUGUACGGAGUGAUAUAUCGUUGAUGCGGUUGCAAGGGAGAUGCGGACAAGACAGUCACUUCCAACGGCAGCUCAUGGCUCUCCGAAAGAAAAACCAAGUAAAACAGGCUCGGGCAGAAGAAGUAUUCGUUAUUUUGGAAAUCGUGGGUAUCUCUGAAGAAGAACGUACGCCUUCCAGCCGCCGUAAAAGGCCGGCCUCAUCACAAGAAGAAGAAGGAGAAGAAGAAGAAGGAGAAGGAGACACAAAACCAUGAUCAUCUCAAUGCUUGAUCAGCCUCUCUCGCCUCCUCUCUCAAACCUUCCAUCUGCUCCGGUUGCAAAGCCCGCACACUGCCAUUCAAAU